UUUAUCUUAACGCUAUCAAUGAGAUCUGUUUUUAUUACAUCAAGUCUGACUUCCGUUUUAAAUGUGUUAUUGCGACUUACAUCAUGAAUAAUUCAUAAGGGCUGGAAGGGAGGCUUUGGCUGUACAGGAAGGGUUGCACUAUGUCGGAUCGUGAGAGUGGUGACGAGCUGCAGGCUCAGGGAUCAGGGGAACAGGAGUUGGCAACAAGGACUCUCCAGAUACAGUCCAAGAGAUUCUACCUUGAUGUUAAACAGAACAGACGAGGCCGCUUCAUUAAAAUUGCAGAGGUUGGAGCUGGAGGGAAGAAAAGUCGUCUUCUUCUUGCUAUGUCAACAGCAGCAGAAUUCCGAGACUACUUGACUGAAUUUAGUGAACAUUAUGCAUCCCUUGGCCCUCCUAACCCUGAUAACUUGCCAGAGGAUGGAAAAUUGAAAAGUGAGCAGAUGGUGAAAGAAAACCGACGUUACUAUCUAGACCUAAAAGAAAACCAGAGGGGGCGGUUUCUGAGGGUAAGUACGGUUGCACAGACCAGGCCACGUGGUGGUCCUCGUUCUCAAAUUGCUAUUCCUGCUCAGGGAAUGAUUGAGUUUCGAGAUGCCCUCACUGAUCUUCUGGAUGAAUUUGGGACAGAUGACCAUGGUGAGUCAGACAAUGAGGGACAGAAUGAAUUACCAGAGAGUAAAUACUUAAGAGUAGAAAACAAAGUUUUCUACUUUGAUGUUGGAUCAAACAGGCGUGGUGUUUACCUCAGAAUUUCUGAAGUCAGAGCUAACUAUAGGACUGCAGUUACCAUUCCAGAGAGGUCAUGGGGCAGGUUUCGGGACAUGCUAUGUGAGUUCUGUGACAGUUCAUCAACCAGUAAAGAUAGUGCAGGAGGAGGAGGAGGAGGGGGUGGGGGAGAAAGCCAAUAGGCCGUUACAGUCGAGGAAAGGAAAUGUGCUUUACGCGGAUCAGAGGACAUGCACCAUGAAAGCUUAACAUUGUGAAAGUGACCAGUUUAUUUAUUUGUAAGUUGGAUUGUCUACUGAAUUUUGUCAGAUUGAGUGUUGUGAGUAAAGAGACAGACCAGAAAUAAGCAGCUUAUAGACUCUAGGUAAAGUUGGAUACUGCAUCCAGUGGAUAAGGAUUAACACAAAGGCAAAGAGAACCUAGUCUUUCAUGAACUGUUACAUAGUAAUUUAAAAUUAUUUCAAUAUGUGAUUUUGUAUUAUUUAUAUCAUGACAGGUCCUAAGGACUUAUGAACAAUUCAAUCCAUUAAUCAUGCAAGACAAGCAAACCUAGACAAAGGAAAGUCAGACAAAAUAUUCAUUGUAAAUCUUAUAAAGCACAUUUCCUUUGUCACAAUUACCUCCCUUGUGAGGCUGAACGGAAAGGUAAGCAGAGCAGAUUUUAUCUCAUUGUAAAGAACAAUGUUGGGUGUUUUUUGACAACUAGUGUUAUAGUUGUGAUUUGCGUAGUGCGGUGUAUGGAUAUUUAUGAUAAAAGUUAAGUAUGUUCUUUGUUCUGCACAUUUAGUGCACAUAUUAUGUUGUAUGGUUAAUUAAUAAUGUGGUCAUAAAACACACCCUCUGAAUUAAUAGAUAUACAUUGAUGAAAUUUUGAAUUGUGUAUUGGUGCACCAAAGAUUGUAUUGUUUUAGUUGAUAUUGUUUGCUCCUUGUUAGAGAAGGUUUAUGUAUAUUUAUCUUAUUUCUGUCAGAUUGUUGAAAUCAUAUUUUUCCUGUUAUUGGCUGAGCUACAAAAGAUAGUUGUUGAAUUAUAAUGUUAAGAUUUUAUCAAUUUAAAUCAUUAAGGGAGAGUUCUAAAGUUGUUAUCAAAAAAUGUGUAACAGUUGAAAAAUCAUUUACUGGCACAUGUACCGAGUACUGUUAUUCAGAAGCUAUUUCUGCAAGCCAAAAUACAGAUGCACUACUUGUUGGUAAUGGAUGUGGCAAUAAGUUGUAAUCUAGCUGCAUUGCUUUCGCAACCCGGUAAACACUUCUUAAAUCUUUUUGUGUGUGGAUGCAAAUUUUACUGAGCACAUAUUUUACCUACCUGUUAACAUGUUGUGAAAUGCAGUGAUCUAAAUAAUGUGGUCAAGAAAAUCUGUCAUGAUCUAGACGUAUCCUUCAUAUAUUUUCCUGUAAAUGAUUUUUCAGUUGAGGUUGCAAAUUUUACUACUCAGGUACAACACUAAGAGCAGAAAGAGAAAGCAAACAUGUGGCCUUUUCAGAUGUUAAGUGUUUAAUGUUAGUUAAUAUAAAGUAACUCCGUGUUAUGAGUAUUGAACUAUUGGAAUACUACAGAUAAUUAUUUAUUCAGUUCUAGGGGGUUGUGGAUCUGUGUUUAAUGCAGCAGCAAAGUACUAUACUUAGUGUAUGGAAAGGAACAAGAUGUCUUUGUUAACAAUUCAAGCUUCUCAAUGGAAUUUUGAUUUUGCUGAAACUGAGACAUCCAUUGAAAACAACAUAAAAUUCAAAAUACAUGUAUACAUUUCAAAUCCUAUAAAAGAAAUUUUUGGUCUGAAGUCAGCAGUUUGUCUUCCAGUUCAUGGAGGCAGUAAAAAUUAUAUUUUUGCCCUUUUUUUUUGUAAUGCAGAGUAAUUUCAUUAUUCUACUUGAGACUAAAAUCUUAAUGCGAAGCAGGAUAUGUCAUGUAGCAGUAGAAAUUGAAUAAAAUUGAUGACUAAAGAGCACUGGACUGUCGUACUAGAGCGAAGUGAUACAGCGAGAUGACUCUUCUCAGGUCCUUAGAUAGAUAUGUGAUCCAGUUUUACCCAGAAUAAGUUUGUCAGUCUCUGUUGUCUUCACAUCAACACAACACUAAAAUAAUGCUUGUAAAUGAGAUAAUACUUUCUCUAUAGGGCAAUUUAUUUGUAUCUGUGGUAACUUUAUUCUGGGUAAAAUGAAGUGGCAUUUUGAUUGUUAUUUGUACUAAAUUUGAGUACAAACUUCACUCUAUUUUAAAAAGUAACAAUAUGGUGACUAUAGGACAUGUAGUCUGAUAGAUGGAAAGCUUCAUUUUUCAACUCGGUUUUUAAGACAUGAUAUUGUAUUUUGACUGAAAACUGAUAUAUCUGUUGAAGUUUUUACACAAAAUGUUAUUCUUAGAGGAGGGACUUCAAAGUUAAUGGUAAAUUUCUGUUUUAAUACAUUUAAAAUCUGUAUGAUGUCAUCCAUUGAUUUUUACUCUAUUUGUUUUUCACUUAAAUGAAAAACAUGUUGACAUCUGUACAUUUUAUUAGAAAUAUUUAUGUAUUAAAAUAGUACAACUAACA
Ostrea edulis (European flat oyster) is the source of this 3256-nucleotide messenger RNA. RefSeq names its product transcriptional activator protein Pur-beta-B-like. Lineage: Eukaryota; Metazoa; Mollusca; Bivalvia; Ostreida; Ostreidae. The transcript has 7 exons. The record is from RefSeq and is a predicted model, not a curated record. Gene Ontology annotation, cellular component: nucleus. The coding region runs from base 141 to 911 and encodes 256 amino acids. Gene Ontology annotation, biological process: regulation of transcription by RNA polymerase II. Gene Ontology annotation, molecular function: RNA polymerase II transcription regulatory region sequence-specific DNA binding; purine-rich negative regulatory element binding; DNA-binding transcription factor activity, RNA polymerase II-specific.